Apus apus (common swift) is the source of this 1191-nucleotide messenger RNA. It is a transcript of the gene DIRAS3, whose product is annotated as DIRAS family GTPase 3. Gene Ontology annotation, biological process: signal transduction. Gene Ontology annotation, molecular function: GDP binding; GTP binding; GTPase activity. Gene Ontology annotation, cellular component: plasma membrane. The record is from RefSeq and is a predicted model, not a curated record. The transcript is spliced from 2 exons. Bases 379 to 975 code for a protein of 198 amino acids. NCBI's taxonomy places the organism in Eukaryota, Metazoa, Chordata, Aves, Apodiformes, Apodidae.
UUGUCACAGUGGGAGAUGCUGCUGUUGGCACAGGACUGGCUUCCUCAGGAAACGCAGGGUAAACAAACUGCUCCUGUCAACCUGACGGAUGUCGAACCUCUCUGCCCCGAGGCCGGGGCCGCCAGCCCUCCGGGAGGGGAGCUGACCCGCGCCGUCAUGCCCCGCACGGGCAGAGGAGCUGCGGGUUCCUGCGGCGGCGUGACCCCACCAGCUGCCCAGCCAAGAUGCCCGCGCUAACCUGCUGACGGGCUAAGGCUCCCGGGGCGGCAGCCGGUGUGCUCUGCGGGUGCAGGCCAGCUCUGUAGAGGGGUGUGUAAACUUGAAGAACUCGGGCUUUUUUUCAGUUAAAAUCUUCCCUGGGAUCGCAGCGCAGCCGACAUGCCUGAACAAAGCAACGACUACAGGGUGGUCGUGUUUGGAGCAGCAGGGGUUGGCAAAAGCUCCUUGGUCCUUCGUUUCGUGAGGGGAACUUUCAGGGAAACCUAUAUCCCCACCAUCGAAGACACGUACCGGCAGGUCAUCAGCUGUGACAAGAGCAUCUGCACCCUCCAGAUCACAGACACCACGGGAAGCCACCAGUUCCCUGCCAUGCAGAGGCUGUCCAUAUCCAAAGGGCAUGCUUUCAUCUUGGUGUACUCGGUCACCAGCAGGCAGUCCAUGGAAGAUCUUCAGCCCAUCUUCGAGCAGAUCUGCCAGAUUAAAGGGGACAUCCAAAAAAUCCCCAUCAUGUUGGUGGGUAACAAAAGUGAUGAGACCCAGAGGGAGCUGGAUGCCAGCGAGGGGCAAGCUUUAGCCAGCAAGUGGAAAUGCUCCUUUAUGGAGACAUCAGCCAAAAUGAACUACAACGUGCAGGAGCUCUUCCAGGAGCUCUUGAAUCUGGAGAAGAGGAGAACUGUCAGUCUCCAGGUGGACGGAAAGAAAUCCAAGCAGCAGAAAAAGAAAGACAAACUGCAAGGCAAGUGCUCUGUGAUGUGACUGACUUGGGCUGGGCUCACACCACUGAGUGGUGUAGUUGGAGCACGGACUCCCCCAGAAGAUGCAUCUCUGCUGGAGGUUUCAGGUGAAUACAUGCCUUAGGAGGCUGUUGCUUUUCUUUAAAAUCUCUGCUGAAUUAUGUGUUGGUUUUAAAGGGAAUGGCUUUCUGCAUGUGUGUUUUUUAAAAAACCAAUAAACGUUCAGUGUUAGCAAUUA